UCUGUGUUGGACCAGAGAAUGUGGAAGGUUGUGUGGGCAGCACUGCUGCUUCUGGCCACUGUGUGUGUCCAGAGAGGCUAUACCAAGGAGGCCAAGGGAGCACAGAGCCUAGGUCAUGUGUCAGUGGUCAUAGUGGGAGGUACAGGUGACUUGGCGAAGAAGUACCUGUGGCAGGGCUUCUUCCAUCUGUACGCUAACCAGGUCAGUAGCGGCUACAGCUUCUCCUUUUAUGGCGGAGGCCUGUCGCCCAACGAUAAGGCCACGCCGAUCCUGUUCGAAGUGCUGAAGGGAGUGGUCUGUCCUCGGGAGUUGUCUGUGGAGCGCUGUGCCCUGGUGAAGGAGCAGUUCCUGAGGCUGGCUGAGUAUCGGCAGUUGAAUACUUCAGAGGACUACCAGGCCCUGGGCAAACACCUGACAGAGCAGCUGAGGCAGGAGAGCAUAGUGGAGGCCGGCAGGCUGUUCUACCUGUCAGUGCCAGCCUUCGCUUAUGCGGACAUUGCAGAAAAGAUCAACAACAGCUGCAGGCCGACUGACGGGGCGUGGUUGAGGGUGGUGCUGGAGAAGCCAUUUGGCCAUGAUUUCAGUAGCGCCCAACUCCUGUCCACUCAACUGGGUGCCUCCCUCAAAGACAACGAGAUGUACAGGAUCGACCACUAUUUAGGGAAACAGGUUGUCUCUAAGAUUUUGCCAUUCAGAAGGGAGAACAGCAAGCAUCUGAAUCUUAUCUGGAACAGGCACCACAUUGAGACCGUAGAAGGAGAACUGAAGGAGACCCUGGAUGCCAAAGGUCGCAUCUCCUUCUAUGAACAGUAUGGCGUGAUCAGGGACGUGAUACAGAACCACCUGACUGAGGUCAUGACCCUUCUGACCAUGGAGCUCCCAUCCAACCUGAGCAACACUAAGGAAGUCCUCAAGAACAAGCUGAAGAUCUUCAGUGCCUUGCAACGCCUGGACAGGAACUGUGCUGUCAUUGGUCAGUACCAGGCCUACAAUGCAGAGGUACAGGAAGAACUGAGCAAAACAAGGGAACACUUUAGCCUCACCCCCACCUUCGCCGGUAUAAUGGUGCACAUUGACCUAGCCCAGUACGAGGGCAUGCCAGUCAUUCUGACCUCAGGGAAGAUGCUGGAUGAGCGCGUAGGCUACGCUCGCAUUCUGUUCAAGAAUGACAUCUUCUGUAUCCAGAGCCACAGCAGCGUCCACUGCAAGCCCAAGCAGAUUGUGUUCUCCUUUGGUCACGGCACUCUGCAGUACCCAGCCAUUCUCGUGAGUAAGAACCUGUUCAAGCCAGACCUGAUGGACACUGAGUGGAAGGAGGUAACAGAACACAAAGAUGUCAGUGUAUUAGGUUUGCCCAUCUCAGACUACUACGUGCUGACGCCAACGGUGGAGAGGGAGGCUUACGCAGAACUCAUUUUGCACAUCUUCCAAGGCCGGAAGGACAGCUUUAUCAGUGCUGAGAACCUGCUGGCCUCCUGGAGUUUCUGGACACCUCUCCUGCAGAGCCUGGCCGACACCUUUCCCCGCCUGUAUCCCGGGGGAGCGGACAAUGGAAACAUGCUGGAUUUCAAACUGUUGGGACGGAAGGUGACCUUCGCCAAUGAGGCACUGGUCAUGGUCACCCAGGACCACAUGGGCGGGUCUGGGAGGGAGAGCUUCCAGGUGAUGCAGGGGAAGUACCGCAGCGCUGACAUGGUGUCUGCCUGGCCCGAGGAGCUCAUCGUGCGGCUGGCCGCAGACCUGCAGGUUGCAGCGGAGAACGCUGUAAGGGAGGGCGGACGCUUCCACCUUGCCCUCUCCGGGGGCUCCAGUCCCCUAGCUCUGUUUCAGAGGCUGGCCCGUCAUCACUACUCCUUCCCCUGGAGGGACACCCACGUGUGGAUGGUGGACGAGCGAUGCGUGCCUCUCACAGAGUUGGACUCCAACUUCCGCACCCUGCACGACCACCUGCUCCAACACGUGAAGAUGUCCUACUUCAACAUCCACCCCAUGCCGGUGCAGAUGAACCAGCGGCUGUGUGUGGAGGAGGAUAGUGGAGCGCUGCUCUAUGAGAGCGACAUCACCCAGUUGGUUAAUGCUUCCAGCUUCCACUUUGUCCUGCUGGGAGUGGGCUACGACGGUCACACUGCCUCUCUGUUCCCAGGCAGCAAACUAGAUGCAAGUGGGAACAGUCUAGUAGCCUUCACCGAGAGCCCAGCCAAGCCUCACCAGCGUAUGAGCCUCACCCUCAAGGCUAUCAACCAGGCCCAGAAAGUAGGUGUGCUGGUGAUGGGUAAGAGCAAACAUGAGCUGGUCACUCAGCUCAGUCGAGUCAAGGACAACCCAAAACAUUGGCCCAUCACUGGGAUCCGGCCGACCAGUGGCAGGCUAGUAUGGUACAUAGACUAUGAUGCUCUUUUAGGAUAGGGAAUACUGUAGCAAUGAAAUUAUGUGGAUUAAAUUAAUGAUUUGCUGUAGUUUUACUCUUUUGCUGUAUUUUGACCAAGAAUGUAAAGAUAAAGUUCUGUUGAUUCCGUGCACCUUACUUAAAGUUGAAGGUAGAUGUGGUAUAUAUUUUCUUUUUCAAUAUACAAGAUGUAGGGGUAACGUGGUGUGUGUGUGAUGCACUCAUGUAUUUUAAAGAAGUAUGAUUUUUUUUAUCUCAGGAAAGCAAAGUGGAUAUGGAAGUUUGUUGUUCAGAUAAGGAAUCAUUAUUAAAAGACUAACUAUAUUUUAUAUAGUUGUAAAAACAGUACAUUUUCUCAUAAAGCUACCUGUUCCCCACUGUACCAGCAUAGAAUAUGAUUGUUAAAAGGGGAUUUUGAACUGUGAAAGGCCAAUAAUUUAGGUAAAAAUGAAUGAUCAACAGAAAAAUGUAUUUAUAUAGCCCUUCUUACAUCAGCUGAUAUCUCAAAGUGCUGUACAGAAACUCAGCCUAAAACCCCAAACAGCAAGCAAUGCAGGUGUAGAGGCACGGUGGCUAGGAAAAACUCCCUAGAAAGGCCAAAACCUGUACUGUCCAGUACAUUAAAUUACCACAAAGCACAUUCUGAUCCAUUGCUGCUUUUGUUUUAAUCAGUGCUCGUGAAUUCAAAAAACUAAAAUGAUGAUCAAAUGUAUUACGUGGUAUCUAUGUAAAAUGUCCACAGCCUUUGACCCGAAUGGGUGCAAUUUUCCCUAUAAGCCUGCACAGUACUUCCUUACUUUCUUUUAAUGUGAGAAAGUGAAAUGGUGCUUGUAUGUGGUUUUAGAAGUUGUGACAUUCCAAAUACUUUUUAAAUAGAUUUAAAAGGUUGAAUUAAGGUUGAUGAAGGUUGGUCGAACCUCUUCACUACUUGUACCUUAAUUAAGGUCUGGAAGCUCCACGUAUACAUUUAAGGUCAUUUCCGAUUGAGCUGACACAUGUAGCAUUUACCGUGAAUACAGUCUCAGUGAUCCCGGGAACUUUGCCUUUUAUCAUUUCUAUUGAGUUAUAAUUCAGAUCUUCUGCGAUACGGAUGGAAUCCAGCCCUAUUUAUACAAAGAGGUGUAUGUUGGGGCGGCAAGAUAGCCUAGUGGUUAGAGCGUUGGACUAGUAACUGCAAGGUUGCAAGUUCGAAUCCUCAAGCUGACAAGGUACAAAUCUGUCGUUCUGCUCCUGAACAGGCAGUUAACCCACUGUUCCUAGGCAGUCAUUGAAAAUAAGAAUUUGUUCUUAACUGACUUGCCUAGUAAAAUAAAGGUCAAAUUAAUUAAUGUUUAAUAUACUUAUUUAUAGUGCUUGUGAAAAGGUUUCAAUUUGAUUUUUGUAGAUACAAGGUUCUAUCUGACAUUUUGGUAAAAAAUGUGUUAGUCACAUAUAAUUGAUCUUCAGAUGGUUCUUCAUGUGCCUGUGAAGUUCGAUUUUUGAAAAAGUUAAGUUAAAAUUGUUUUUAUAUAUAUACAGUACCAGUCAGAAGUUUGGACACACCUACUCAUUCCAGGUUUUGUUUUUAUUUGUACUAUUUUCUACAUUGUGGAAUAAUAGUGAAGAUGUCAAAACUAUGAAAUAACACAUAUGGAAUCAUGUUGUAACCAAAAAAGUAUUAAACAAAGCUUCUUCAAAGUAUCCAGCCACCCAUUGCCUUGAUGACAGCUUUGCACACCCUUGGCAUUCUCUCAACCAGCUUCAUGAGGUAGUCAUCUGGAAUGCAUUUCAGUUAACAGGUGUGCCUUGUUAAAAAUGAAUUUGUGGAAUUUCUUUCCUUCUUAAUGCGUUUGAGCCAAUCAGUUGUGUUGUGACAAGGUAGGGAGGGAAUACAGAAGAUAGCCCUAUUUGGCAGAAGUCCAUAUUAUGGCAAGAAUAGCUCAAAUAAGCAAAGAGAAACGACAGUCCAUCAUUACUUUCAGACAUGAAGGUCAGUCAAUCCGGAAAAUUUCAAGAACUUUGAAAGUUUCUUGAAGUGCAGUUGCAAAAACCAUCAAGCGCUGUGAUGAAACUGGCUCUCAUGAGGACCGCCACAGGAAAGGAAGACCCAGAGUUACCUCUGCUGCAGAGGAUAAGUUCAUUAGAGUUACCAGCCUCAGAAAUUGUAGCGCAAAUAAAUGCUUCACAGAGUUCAAGUAACAAACACAUCUCAACAUCAACUGUUCAGAGUAUACUGCAUGAAUCAGGCCUUCGUGGUCAUAUUUCUGCAAAACAAAACACUACUAAAGGACACCAAUAAUAAGAAGAGACUUGUUUGGGCCAAGAAACAUGAGCAAUGGACAUUAGACAGGUGGAAAUCUGUCCUUUGGUCUCAUAAAUCUUAAUUUGAGAUUUUUGUUUCCAACCGCUGUGUCUUUCUGAGACACAGAGUAUGUGCACGGAUGAUCUCUGCAUGUGUGGUUCCCACCAUGAAGCAUGGAGGAGGAGGUGUGAUGGUGUGGGGGUGCUUUGCUGGUGACACUGUCAGUGAUUUAUUUAGAAUUCAAGCCACACUUAACCAGCAUGGCUACCACAGCAUUCUUCAGCGAUACGCCAUCCCAUCUGAAUUGCUUUUAGUGAGACUAUCAUUUGCUUUUCAACAGGACACUGAGCCAAAACACUGAGAUAAACACAUCUCUGGGCUGUGUAAGGGCUAUUUGACCAAGAAGGAGAGUGAUGGAGUGCUGCAUCAAAUGACCUGGCCUCCACAAUCACCUGACUUCAACCCAAUUGAGAUGGUUUGUGAUGAGUUGGACCACAGAGUGAAGGAAAAGCAGCCAACAAGUGCUCAGCAUAUGUGGGAACUCCUUCAAGACUGUUGGAAAGGCAUUCCAGGUAAAGUUGGUGGAGAGAAUGCCAAGACUGUUCAAGCUGUCAUCAAGGCAAAGGGUGGCUACUUUGAAGAAUCUAAAAUCUAAAAUAUAUUUUGAUUUGUUUAAUACUUUUUUGGUUACGACAUGAUUCCAUAUGUGUUAUUUCAUAGUUUUGAUGUCUUCACUAGUAUGUAGAAAAUAGUAAAAAUAUAGAAAAACCCUUGAAGGAGUAGGUGUGUCCACACUUUUGACUGGUACUGUACAUAUAAGUUCUAUCUGCAUAAACCCAUUUGAACUUGGCACUAUAAGGUUCUUUCUGCAAUCCAAUAACUAAACCUGAACAAAUACAGACAGACCAAACAGAACACGUCUUUGACAUUUCCCUCUAAGUAUGGUCUAGCCAGCAAUAACGGCACGGCAGCAAAAAGCAAACCUGUCAGUAAUCAUUAAGUAAGUCAUUUAUCUAAUCAUAAUACCUGCGUAAUGUAUUUGGUGAUGUCUUCUGAGUCUAUCAUUUACGUAUUCAAAUAGCUACAGUUAGAACCUUAUAGUCCCAUUGUCUCGAAAUGUUGUAGCACUUAAUCAUUCUCAAUGUUGUAAGUUAGUCGUCACCAACCGGUCAAUCGCUUUCUCCAAGCGGAUCUCCAAGGCAUUCCUAGUUGACCACUAAACACUUCUGUGAGGUGCUGCGUAGAAUUUUUGUCUGACAAGUAUUUUUCGUUGCUCGUACAGGAGUAAUAAUUUGUUGAAAAAAAUAUCUUAUCAGGGGGUACUGCAGCAUCCUCAGCACCCGUACUUCCCGUGGCUAUGUAUAGACCUACCACUGGCCAAUCAGAUAGCUCAGACCACCAUGUCUGCACAGCUUCCUCAAGCCUAGACUGUAAAAGAAGCCUUGAACGCACAGCAAAGUUGAUACUGAGAUUUCAAAAACUAAGACUAGAGAGAGACUCAAUGAAUACACCAAAAAGCUUCUGAUUUUACAAGUAAGUUUGUGUUUAAGUUGUUAUUCAGUACUGUCAACACUUUGUUCAACACUUUUAUAAGCCAUAAAAUGUGCAUUCUCCCUAGUUCCACUCACGCUACAUCAGCACUGCAGCUGGAAUGAAUGAGUAGCAAAGUGUUUCGAUAAACAUCCGUUGUUAUUAUUAGUGGCUUGUCUUUUUUAAUAUCGAGAAAUAUUUCACUUUCUCUGGACAAUGUCAUAGGAGUAACAACAUGAAUUGGUGCAUGAGGCAGAAAUAAUGAAGUGCUACUUGAGUUUCGCCAUCGGCUGGAAGGCUGUCUCCUUUUCUCAGCGGAGGGAGGGAGAGUGGAGGGGUGGUUGGUCAGGUGAGGCAACCUACCUGCUGCUCCAUCCCACCCCUCAGACUGACCAUCAGUCCAGUAAAAAAAGCUAAUUAUUAUGCUCCAUCGUCUGUGCCUCACAAGUAAUACAACAAAUGAUCUAUUACUAGUGUGAUCAUAUACUAUUUUUUCAAUAUCAUUUCAAAAUGGUCUGAGAAGAACAACAUUGGCAGGGCAAAUUCAAGCAGAGCCAAUAUGCAGUGAUAAUGUAUUGGGCCUAUAGCCUACUGCACAAACCUCAUUGCUGCAUAACUUUUUAAAAUUGGUUAAUGUUGAUCUCGGCUUGCAUUUUGACUCAGAAAGUGAUCUUGACUCAGAAACGGUUGGUGACCACUGUUGUAAGUCAAAGUGUAGUUUGUUCCGUAUCACUUGAGGUUCAAAAAGGUUAUGAAUGAAGGAUUCGCUAAUGUUAUUUUUUUUACAUCGGUGGACCGAACACCACUUUUCUACAUACUGUACAAAAUGGAAUUAUUGUAACACGUAGUCACUAUUUAAACACAAGGAAAUAAACUACAGCUUUCACAGCCCUUUCUGCACAGAUUCUUUAUUUUUAACUGUGUGAUUUCAAACUAAGGAAUAUUUGAGCAUAAAUGUUGGGUGCUUGAAAAAUCUAUAGGCCCCUUCAUAGUUAAUUCGAUACUCACAGUCAGAUGAAUUUAAUGUUUAUAAACAGAUAUGAACACCAAUUGCUUUCGUAUUAUACCAAAUUAAGGAAAGGGGAUAUUUAAAGUCACUACAUACUACACCAGUCACCAUACUGUGCAACAGUAUUGCUUGCUGGUGAUAUCCUGGAAACAGCAUCAAGUAUGGAAGGAUGGCUCUGUGGAGCAUGUAUCUUAUUGCAGACUGGAGCAGCUGCAAGCUUAAAUAAAUAUGUAUUGCAAAAA
This is a messenger RNA of Oncorhynchus masou masou (cherry salmon), 7448 nucleotides long. Its product is annotated as GDH/6PGL endoplasmic bifunctional protein-like. Gene Ontology annotation, biological process: glucose metabolic process; pentose-phosphate shunt; pentose-phosphate shunt, oxidative branch. Gene Ontology annotation, cellular component: endoplasmic reticulum. Gene Ontology annotation, molecular function: 6-phosphogluconolactonase activity; glucose-6-phosphate dehydrogenase activity; NADP binding. The transcript is spliced from 5 exons. The record is from RefSeq and is a predicted model, not a curated record. NCBI's taxonomy places the organism in Eukaryota, Metazoa, Chordata, Actinopteri, Salmoniformes, Salmonidae. The coding region runs from base 19 to 2406 and encodes 795 amino acids.